AUGUUUACGUUCUCCAUGCGGCGCCAAGGCGUCGUUGCUGUGGGCAGCUGGACUUCUCCCGCCAGCGCCGUUUCUCUUCUCCGCGGCCCUUUUCAUCAUUAUCAUCUCAACAACAGUGGUGUCUUCUCGCUGAUGAUAUUGGCCCCUCAGUGCUGGGCUCGGCGGUAUAGAGCCUCACAGGCCACGCUCACCUCCUCCAGUCGAAACAGCACAGGGACAAGACAUCAUGGAAAUGCGGGGAAUGCCUCUUCCUCUCAUACUUCCGUUACGUCUGUUAGUGCUGGUAAUGGUAAUAGUAAUAGUAAUGGUGUUUCUGGGGGGAAUCACUCUUCCGUAGCGCAUACAAGUGGUGGUAAUGUUGGAACCGGAUCCACCACCACACAUUCCCACUCAAGUGGAGGGAAUGGGAAUAAUAAUAAUAAUAAUAACAAUAAUAGUGGUGGAAAUGGGAAUGGAGGGAGUAGUCAUAACAGUAGUAGUGGAGGUGGGGGUGGUGUAUCUAUGGCACAAGCUGCAAAGAAAAAGAAGAAUACAAGGAAAGUACUUAAGAGGACAACGGUAUUAAAGAAGAAAAAACGUAUAAAGAAGGUAUUAUCUUCUACAAAGGUCUCAAGUCCCUCUGGAGCCACUACCUUAUCACGUACUACCACCGCUGCUUCUACUGGUACUGGUUCUACAAAUGUAUCUUCUGCUACUACAAGUUCAACUAAUAGUACUACUACAAAGACUACAUCAUCUCAUCGUUUACGUCGAAAAACUAUAACGAAGAAACCAACUCCCAAAUUUCGUAUUUGUGUUCUUAAUAGUAGUUACGAAGGCGCAGAUUCUGUAACCGCAGAUGUGGAUAACUACCAUUGUAGUCCCGCUCACUGGGUAAAGGAUAAGAAACAGUUUGCGUUCACUGAAGUUUCGGUAAAAAAGAAUGAUUCCUAUCGUCAAAUACGAGAAUUGGUAACAUCAAAUAAGUUUGACGUCUUUUUUAAUCUUUGUGAUGGUGGACGAGAUGAAAAACGAGCAGGUGUAGAUGUUGUAGAAGCACUUGAAGAACAUAAUGCAGCUUUUACUGGCACAGAUUCUCAUAGCUUUGAACCUAGUAAAAUUGAUAUGAAACUUUUAGUAGGAGCUGCUGGUGUCAAUACACCCAAUUUUGUGCUUCUAGAAAGUGCUGAAGGGUUAGCAAAGAAGUGUCGUCAUUUGCGAUUUCCUGUUAUUGUAAAACAUCUUUCUGGUUAUGCCUCUGUGGGAAUUCACAAGGAUAAUCGUUGUGAUACACUAGAGGAACUAAAAACGAAAGUGCCUAAAUUUCUAAAAGAAUUUAACCAUGCCCUUAUAGAAGAAUUUAUUCGUGGUAGAGAAGGAACUGUUCUUACCUGUGCUGAUAGUGGAAGUCAAUUUGGUGUAAAAGUAUUUAAACCACUUAUGUUUAAAUUUCUUCAAGGAGAUGAUGACUUUGCAUACUUUGAGAAGAAAUGGUCUAUGGAGUGUAAUGAUGAAGCUUAUGAUUUUCUUCCACAUAAUGAUCCCGCCUAUCCUCAAGUUGUAGAUAUGGCCCGUAAUGCCUUUAAACAUAUUAUGAAUGGUGUUGGUUAUGGUCGUGUGGAUUUUCGUAUUGAUCCCAAGGGAGAUGUUUAUUUUCUCGAAAUUAACCCCAAUUGUGGUAUGUGGUAUAGUGAAAAAGAUGGUGGAGACUUUGCGGAUGUGAUGGUCCAAGGCGAUAAAUCAUGGAAUCAUGAUCGAUUUAUUCGCAAUGCGGUAUUACGUGCGGUGCGAGAACAAGUGGCUCGUCGUCCAUGGUAUUUUAUCAGUCAUGACUCUAAAGGGAAUUUCUCUACUCGGGCGAGUAAAACGGUACGGGCGGGUAAAGGUCUCUUCUGCGAUGCCGCUCAUCCCGUACCGGUGAUUGCACAGGCAUUAUAUAAACUUGGUGAGGAGGAUCCCACAGUUGGGUGUGUUAUCAUGCGAGGCGAUAGACUUCACCAGGCAGUGGCAAUUCGACACUCAUGUGAACCGAAUAUGCAGUUUAUGCAAGGCCGAACACUCACACUUGUGGCCAAGCGAAAAAUUAAUGUGGGAGAGGAAUUGACAGUGGAUUAUGCAACCUUGUGUGAUGAGAAUAUGCCAGCCUUUGCGUGUAGCUGUGGAACCAGUAACUGUAGAAGUGUUAUUUUCCCAGCACCUCCCACACCACGAACCUUGGAAGGGAAGAAUGUACGCCAAAUGAUGCGAGAGAAGAAAAAGGCGUGGUAUAAAGAGAAGGAGGAUCGUGAGGCGGAACGCAUGUUGAAGAAACGAGCUUCAAAAGGUAAAAACAACAGUAAUAACAGCGGUAAUAAUAGUAAUGGUGGUAGUGGUGCUGGAACUGGUAGUGGUAAUAAUAGUAGUAGCAGUGGCAACAGCACGAAUAGUAAUAACAACAACAAUAAUGUCUCUUCUUAUUCUUCAUCAUCAUCAUCUGCAUCCUCCUCAGGGGCAAAUGGUUCAAUGACUUCUGGUGUUUCUGCAAGGGGGAAUAAUGCCCAAACAAACAAUAAUGUUAAUAACAACACUGGGAGUGGAGAAGGUGCUACGAAAGGGGUAAGUGGCAGGAGGUAG
This is a messenger RNA of Trypanosoma theileri, 2592 nucleotides long. RefSeq lists its product as uncharacterized. The record is from RefSeq and is a predicted model, not a curated record. NCBI's taxonomy places the organism in Eukaryota, Euglenozoa, Kinetoplastea, Trypanosomatida, Trypanosomatidae. Bases 1 to 2592 code for a protein of 863 amino acids. Gene Ontology annotation, biological process: peptidoglycan biosynthetic process. The transcript has a single exon. Gene Ontology annotation, molecular function: D-alanine-D-alanine ligase activity; metal ion binding; protein binding.